CUUUGAAAACAAAAAACAACAAACAUUUGAACCUUUGUAGGUUAUGUGAAUUAUAAUCAAAAAUUUCCCUGUUUUUAACAUUUUAACAGAUUUUGCUUAGAAAAGAAAAAUGGGUUUUAGAAGAAUUAUCACAUUCAGGACCCUAAAUCAAAUUCGUCAUUAUUGCAGCAAUAAAGGAGCAAACCAAGGAGCAAACAAAGGGGCUGAGCCACAAAAUCCUAAAGGAAGUGGCAAGAAGCCAUUAGUUCAGGAAACAUUCAGCAGAGAAGGCGAUAAUGGCACCUCUAAAACCAUUAUGGGGGCAUUGUUGCCCAAGGAUGAUCACAUUUUUCACGCUAUAGGAGCUACAGAAGAACUUCUUAGUUAUAUUGGUUUAGCCAGGGAACACGCAAACCAAUCUGACCACGAAUAUGUUGACAAACUGAAAAGAAUUCAAACCAUAAUUAUUGAUAUUAGUACUGCUAUCUCUCGAAACAAAAAAAUCACAAUUCCGCCUGUGUAUACCAAAGAACUAGAAGACUGGAUCGCCGAAUAUUCGGAACAAUUGCCUCCUCCAGAAAAAUACAUUAUACCUAGUGGCGGAGUAGCAAGUGCAUCCCUCCACGUGGCUAGAUCUAUUUGUAGAAGAACUGAGCGUGUUGUCUGUCCACUUGUUAGAGAACAGAAACUCGAUAAAGAAGCGUUAAUAUACCUAAACCGCUUGUCUGAUUUGUUAAUGACAUUGUCCAGAAUGGCUGCUAAAUAUGAUCAAAGAACAGAGAGCAUUUAUAUUCCGAAACCAGAUGAAAAAGUACAAGAGCAGUAA
Molecule: messenger RNA, 805 nt
Organism: Ceutorhynchus assimilis (cabbage seed weevil)
Lineage: Eukaryota; Metazoa; Arthropoda; Insecta; Coleoptera; Curculionidae
Source: the annotation of a GenBank genome assembly